Emys orbicularis (European pond turtle) is the source of this 1987-nucleotide messenger RNA. RefSeq names its product CDC like kinase 2 (gene CLK2). The record is from RefSeq and is a predicted model, not a curated record. The transcript is spliced from 13 exons. The coding region runs from base 1 to 1521 and encodes 506 amino acids. Gene Ontology annotation, biological process: regulation of RNA splicing; peptidyl-tyrosine phosphorylation. Gene Ontology annotation, molecular function: protein serine/threonine kinase activity; protein tyrosine kinase activity; ATP binding. Gene Ontology annotation, cellular component: nucleus. Lineage: Eukaryota; Metazoa; Chordata; Testudines; Emydidae.
AUGCCUCACUCCAGAAGGUACCACUCGUCGGAGCGCAGCAGCCGAGGCAGCUAUCACGAGCGCUAUAGAAGUCGCAAGCACAAGAGGCGGCGGACGCGGUCCCGGUCAAGCAGCAGUGAGCGUGACCGGCGGCACCGGCGGGAAGACAGUUACCACGUUCGCUCCAGGAGCAGCUAUGACGACCACUCUUCGGACAGGAGAGCCUAUGACAGGCGCUACUGUGACAGCUACAGGCGGAAUGACUACAGCCGUGAACGAGGGGAAGCCUACUACGAAACUGAGUACCGCCACUCUUAUGAGUACCGGCGUUCCCGGGACCAUGACGGCAGCUACCGGAGCUGCAAAAGCAGCCGGCGUAAUAAACACAGGCGGAGACGGCGCCGCAGCCGGUCCUUUAGCCGCUCCUCAUCGCAGCGGAGUCGACAGAGCAGCAGAAGGGCCAAGAGUGUGGAGGACGACGACGAGGGGCAUCUGAUCUAUCGCGUCGGCGACUGGCUACAAGAAAGAUAUGAGAUUAUUAGCACCUUAGGGGAAGGCACGUUUGGCAGAGUGGUGCAGUGUGUGGAUCACCGGAGAGGGGGCGCACGCGUCGCCCUAAAAAUCAUAAAAAACGUGGAGAAAUAUAAAGAGGCUGCUCGGCUGGAGAUUAACGUGCUGGAGAAAAUCAAUGAGAAGGAUCCAGAGAAUAAGAACCUGUGUGUGCAGAUGUUUGACUGGUUCGAUUACCAUGGCCACAUGUGCAUCUCCUUUGAGCUGCUGGGGCUCAGCACCUUUGACUUUCUGAAGGACAACAACUACUUGCCCUACCCCAUCCACCAAGUGCGGCAUAUGGCCUACCAGGUGUGCCAGGCUGUGAAAUUUCUGCAUGACAAUAAACUCACUCACACGGACCUCAAACCCGAGAACAUUCUCUUUGUGAACUCAGAUUAUGAACUCACCUAUAAUCUGGAAAAGAAGCGAGAUGAGCGGAGCGUGAAGAGCACGGCCAUCAGAGUCGUUGAUUUUGGCAGUGCAACGUUUGAUCAUGAGCAUCACAGCACCAUUGUCUCCACCAGGCACUACCGAGCCCCAGAGGUCCUACUGGAACUCGGCUGGACCCAGCCCUGUGACGUGUGGAGCAUCGGCUGCAUUGUCUUCGAGUAUUAUGUGGGCUUCACCCUGUUCCAGACUCAUGACAACCGGGAGCAUCUGGCCAUGAUGGAGAGGAUCCUGGGUCCGAUUCCUUCCCGGAUGAUCCGAAAGACCAGGAAGCAGAAAUAUUUCUACCAUGGUCGCCUGGAUUGGGACGAGAACACCUCUGCAGGCCGCUAUGUCCGGGAGAACUGCAAACCACUGCGGAGAUACCUGACCUCUGAGUCUGAGGACCACCACCAUCUCUUCGACCUCAUCGAGAGCAUGCUGGAGUAUGAGCCGUCAAAGCGCAUCACUCUGGCCGAGGCACUCAAACACCCAUUCUUCGACAUGCUGAAAACAGAGCCAAGCACAAAAGUGUGGGACUCUAGCCGAGACAUCAGCCGGUGACGCUGCUGGUGCCCAGUCUGUCCUCAGAUUCUAGCCCCCGUGGAGGCCUAUGUGAUUUCUAUUUGGACACUUGGUGCUUUUUUUAUACAAAAAAAAAACCCCAAACAAAACCCCCUGAAUCUUUUUGUUACUAUGUAAAACUGUUAAUAUGUGAGAUAUUGUAAAUACCCGAAUCUAUAUCUGCCUUUGAGCUCCAUGGACCCAAGCCCCUGCUGCUGCCAUUACUCCUAGGGGAGGGGGCCCUCUUACGUCCAUGCUGUGAAUACCUCUGUUCAUGUGUUGCUUUGACUCCUGUUCUCUCCUCCUGCCCUCCCCAGGGCUCCCGGCUGUCUGUAGCUCAUCCAUAUCUUUGUAAGUUAUGAAGCUGGUGGGGUUGCAUGGGAUUAUUUUUUGGAUCAAUGUCAUAGCCCAUCCCCGCACCAGAGUUUUAUAUGAAUUUUGUACAGUCUUUGUGAAAAUAAAUAUG